AUGGGUUCUGUGACUAUGCCUGAGGCCGUAUUGGAUGCCUUGAUUGUCGGUGCGGGCUUUGGGGGUGUUUAUCAGCUCAAGCAACUUCGCGAUCACGACUACAAGGUCAAACUUGUCGACUCUGCCUCUGACUUUGGUGGAGUCUGGUACUGGAAUCGCUACCCUGGAGCAAGAGUCGACAGUACAGUUCCACAUUACGAGUUCUCCGAUCCAAAGCUAUGGAAGAAUUGGUCAUGGAAGCAACGCUUCCCGGGUAGCCAGGAGAUUCGGGACUACUUCGCCUUUGUGGCUGAUGAAUGGGAUUUACGGAAAGAUGCCGAAUUCAACACCUUCGUCUCGCGAGCUGUUUUCGAUGAGCAGAAUAAUUUAUGGCAAAUCUCGAGCUCAGAUGGCAAGGAAUAUACCGCUCGAUACCUUCUCCUGAACACUGGCUUCUCCGCUAAGAGACACAUUCCUGACUGGAAAGGAAUCGACAAAUUCAAAGGCACCUGGAUCCAUCCCUCAUACUGGCCCAAGGAAGAGCCAGACCUACGAGGCAAGAAGAUCGCCGUGAUCGGAACUGGCUCGACUGGUGUGCAGCUAGCACAGGAGCUGAGUCAAGUGGCGAGCGAAUUUGUGCUGUUCCAAAGAACUCCAAACACGGCAUUGCCAAUGAAGCAGAUCAACUUUACGGAAGCAGAGCACAUUCCUCCCAAGAGUGCUUAUUCUGAGUUGUUCCAAGGUCGGCGGGACAGUUUCGGCGGAUUCAAUUUCAACUUCACCCCUCGGUGCACAUUUGAAGAUUCCCCAGAGCAGCGACAGGAGACCUACGAAGAGUUGUGGCAGCAUGGAGAUUUCCAUUUCUGGCUUGCUACUUAUCAGGAUAUGCUUUUCACCAAAGAGGCUAAUAAAGAAGCCUAUAAUUUCUGGAAAGACAAAGUCCGCGCACGUAUUCCAGAUCCUCGCCUCCAGGCGAUCUUGGCCCCUGAAAUUCAACCACACGCAUUUGGUUGCAAACGCAUCUCUCUUGAAAACGGCUUCUACGAAAUCUUCAGUCAGCCGAACGUUUCACUAGUCGACGUCAAAUCCACCCCUAUCGUUCAAGUCGUCGAGCAGGGCAUCCAGACAACCGAGAAAGUGUGGGAAUUCGAUUACGUCGUCUGCGCCACUGGUUUCGACGCGGUGACGGGUGGGCUGUUACAGAUGGGUAUUCAAGGCAAGAAUGGCCAGCUACUGACAGAUAAAUGGAAGGACGGAGUCAAGACACAUCUUGGUAUGGCUGUGUCUGGAUUUCCGAACAUGUUCUUCACCUACGGACCUCAGGCACCCACGGCGCUGUGCAAUGGUCCAACCUGUGCGGAGUACCAGGGAGAUUUCAUUAUUGAGAUGAUGAACCAUAUGAGAAAAACCGGCUCCCAAUGCAUUGAGGCUAGACCUGAGGCUGAAAAGGCAUGGGGAGCAGAGGUUCAUAAAUUUGCUUACUCGUCCCUGGUCCCAGAGACUGACUCGUGGUAUAUGGGAACAAAUAUUCCCGGCAAGAGACGUGAACCUCUUAUUUACUUUGGUGGUGUCCCCAACUACUAUUUGAGUCUUGAAAGCUGUGAAAAAGGCGGAUUUGCCGAGUUUGAACAGUCUUAG
Messenger RNA from Penicillium cataractarum, 1617 nucleotides. RefSeq names its product flavin-containing monooxygenase. The transcript is spliced from 2 exons. Gene Ontology annotation, molecular function: flavin adenine dinucleotide binding; N,N-dimethylaniline monooxygenase activity; NADP binding. The record is from RefSeq and is a predicted model, not a curated record. The coding region runs from base 1 to 1617 and encodes 538 amino acids. NCBI's taxonomy places the organism in Eukaryota, Fungi, Ascomycota, Eurotiomycetes, Eurotiales, Aspergillaceae.